GAUCGAACUAUAAUGUGCGCCGCCCGGUGUCAACUUUCCACGUUGACGAUUACACUAUAGGCAUUGAGUCGUCGCCAUGCCUCCGCCGACGAAGAUGCUUCAUGCAUCACAAUCAGAAGGCCUAGCUGCCCGGUCAGCCAAGCCCCAAAAAAUUCCCCCACCAACCCCCUUCGCCAUGAAACCCAUCACCGCCCUCUGGGUCUUCCUCCUCUUCAACCUCCUCGCCGCCCUCACCUCCCCCAUCGAAGACUGCGACGAGACAUUCAACUACUGGGAACCGACCCACUACCUCGCGCACUCCUACGGUCUGCAGACAUGGGAGUACUCCCCCAUCUACUCGAUCCGAAGUUGGGCUUAUGUUGGUCUCCAUGCCCUCGUGGGUAGUUUCCGACGACUCCUCCCGUUUCCUACGAAGGUGGGGGAGUUUUACUUCAUCCGCUACGCACUCGCGUUCGUCUGCGCGGUGUGUCAGACGCAGUUAUUUCGGGUUAUUAGCAUCACCCUCAACCCGCGGAUUGCGCUGUUCUUCUUGCUCGCUAUGAUUAGCAGCCCGGGGGUGUUUAGAGCGUCGACGGCGUUUCUGCCGAGUAGUUUCGCGAUGUAUACUACGAUGCUUGGGAUGGCGGCUUUUAUAAAUUGGAGGGGGGGAUUGAGGACCGCGCAGGGGGUGUUUUGGUUUGCGGUGGGGGGGGUGUUGGGGUGGCCUUUUUCAGUGGCGCUUGCGGUGCCGUUUUUGGUGGAGGAGGGGGUUUUGGCGGUGGUUAAUGGGAAGGAGGCGUUUGUUGCGGCGGUGAGGAGGUUGGUGAAGGGGGUGGGGGCUUCGGUUUUGGUUGUGCUCGCCGAAUUCACCAUCUCCUCAACCUUCUACCGCCGCCCCUCCCUCGUCCCCCUCAACAUAGUCCUCUACAACGUCUUCAGCCCCCCCCACAAAGGCCCGAACAUCUACGGCACCGAGCCCUGGUCCUUCUACAUCCGCAACCUCCUCCUGAACUUCCACAUCUUCCUCCCUCUCGCCCUCCUCUCCCUUCCCCUCUUCAUCCUCCUAAAACUCUUUUCCCGCCAGCCCCUCGCCUCGGGACUGCGGACGCUGGUGUUUAUAUCGCCGUUUUAUCUUUGGUUGGCGAUUUUCUCCGCUCAGCCGCAUAAGGAGGAACGGUUCAUGUACCCGGCGUACCCGGCGCUGGCGCUAAAUGCGGCGAUAUCGCUGCAUAUCCUACUUGCGGCUCUGGGACAAUCUUCAUCACGCACACUGAUCGGUCGCGUCCCAGCAGGUCUCAAACUCCUCAUCGUCCUCACGACACUGGGUACAUCCAUCAUCCUGGGAUUCUCCCGCAUCCUCGGCGCUUACGACGCUUUCUCCGCGCCCCUUCAUGUCUAUGAGCCCCUGCAGAACCCGGGGGUGGCGGUGCAGGGGGGGUCGGUGUGUUUGGGGAAGGAUUGGUAUAGAUUCCCCUCUUCGUAUUUUUUGCCCAAGGGGAUGAGGGCCAGGUUUGUGAAGAGCGAGUUUAGGGGGCUGUUGCCGGGGCAGUUCGCGAAGGGGGCUGCGGAGGGAGAGGGUGGGUGGUGGCCGGGGACGUGGGUGGUACCGGAGGGGAUGAAUGAUGAGAAUUUGGAGGAUGUGGGGAAAUACGAUGAUAUCACAACCUGCGAGUUCCUAGUGGACACCCACUUCCCCUCUUCCGCCCCCUCGGCCCUCGAGCCGGCAUACAUGCUCGAUACGGAUACGUGGGAGGUGGUGCGGUGUGAACGCUUUAUGGAUGCGGGGAGGACGGGGUUAGUGGCGAGGUUGGGGUGGGUGCCGUUGGGGUUUGGGGGGGAGAGGGUGUAUGGGGAGCAUUGUUUGUUGAAGCGGAGGUUGGGGGGGAAGUGAGGGAAUGGGGUGUACGAUAAGGUGUUUGUAUAUUAGAUGGGUGGAUUGGGUAAGUUCUAGAUGAUGUGGUGGUAUCUUGGCUAGUUGAUGUGAAUAUCACAAAGGGCGAUAGACCAGCUGUACGCCAGCAUCAAAUCUCCCACAGCACCCCCCUCACGUUCUCCGUCCUAUUCCGUGUGCCCAACCCUCCGUCUAUAAAGUAAUAAUGAACUGGGCAAAAGGGUGUGUCUUGUGCAGACAGGCGGUUCCAGAAACACGAG
This is a messenger RNA of Pseudogymnoascus destructans, 2130 nucleotides long. It is a transcript of the gene ALG9, whose product is annotated as mannosyltransferase. The record is from RefSeq and is a predicted model, not a curated record. Gene Ontology annotation, molecular function: alpha-1,2-mannosyltransferase activity. The transcript is spliced from 4 exons. Bases 77 to 1870 code for a protein of 597 amino acids. NCBI's taxonomy places the organism in Eukaryota, Fungi, Ascomycota, Leotiomycetes, Thelebolales, Thelebolaceae. Gene Ontology annotation, biological process: protein N-linked glycosylation. Gene Ontology annotation, cellular component: endoplasmic reticulum membrane.